Camellia sinensis is the source of this 549-nucleotide messenger RNA. The record is from RefSeq and is a predicted model, not a curated record. NCBI's taxonomy places the organism in Eukaryota, Viridiplantae, Streptophyta, Magnoliopsida, Ericales, Theaceae.
GAGAAAUAAGAGGUUAUUUUUCUAGGUAUAUCUGUAUUUAUACACUUCUUGUUUUGAUUUUCUCAGGACCCCCAAACAAUUGAGAUUGCAGAGGAAACUCAAGAUCCAUUAAGCCGAUACAUUAAGGUAUGGGAGAGACAGAAGACUCGGAGAAGAAUGGCAGUGCAACCAAAGCCCAGAAGGAGGAAAAGCACGAAAAGAAAGAGAAAAAACAUGCAGACAUGGAUGAGAAAGAAGGGAAAGGGGAAGAGAAAAGCAAAGAUAAGAAGAAGAAAGACAAAGAUGGUAAAGAUAAGGAAGAUGGUGGAAAGGAGAAGAAGAAGAAGGAUCCUCAAGAUACGACGGAUCCAACGAAACUGAAGCAGAAGCUCCAAAAGAUUGAUGCCAAGAUGCAAGAAAUGGCGACAAAGAGAGAAGAAAUCUUGAAACUUCUUAAUGAAGCUGAGAAAAAUGCCGCGAAUCCAAGUUAAAAAAGCAUUUUCUAAAAAUGUGAUUGGUUCCAAACUGUUUUUGAAAAAUAAAAUAAAAUAAAAUCUGAAAACAACCCAC